AUGCGUCCACGGAACAGUUCGGAAUUCUUUUUCAAAUAUGUUGUGCUAUCUUCCAAACACUGUGAUGGAUAUAGCAUGUACCCAACUAAUGUGACCUAUCAAUGGAAUUCAAGAGAUGUCGGUCCAAAGCAAGACCUAGUGGGUCCUUUAAAGGAGGCACUCAAGGGGACAGAUGUAAAAUUUGGGAUCUACCAUGCCAUGAUAGAAUGGUUUAACCCAAUAUGGCUCACGGAUCAAAAGAAUAAUUUCACCACUCAGAGAUAUGUCAAGGAUUAUAUACAUCCCCAGCUUUAUGAGAUUAUCAACACUUACCAGCCAGAUGUCCUGUGGAAUGACGCCUGCUGGUUAGCUCCCAGUUGGUAUUGGAACUCUACAAUAUUCUUAGCUUGGUUGUACAACAAGAGUCCAGUGAAAGACACUAUUGUGGUAAAUGACAGAUGGGGAUAUGACUGCUUCUGCAAGCAUGGAGGGAUAUGGACAUGUUCUGACCGUUUCCAUCCGGGUCGUGUUAUGCCACAUAAAUGGGUGAAUGCCAUGACAAUCGACAGAUACUCCUGGGGGUACAGGAGAGACGCUGAUCUGAGCCAGUAUUACUCCAUAGAAGAACUCUUAGAGGAAGUGGUUUACACCAUCAGCUUUGGAGGGAACAUCUUGAUUAAUGCUGGGCCAACAUCAUGGGGGACCUUUGACCCAAUUUAUGAGGAAAGAUUCCGUCAGUUGGGGUCAUGGUUAAAGGUCAAUGGAGAAGCUAUUUAUAAAUCAACGCCUUGGACUCAUCAGAGUGACACAGUGACAAAAAGAGCGUGGUACACAGCGUCCAAGUCAGAAAAGAAGGUUGUUUACUGCAUUCUGUUGGAUUGGCCGUAUGAGAACGAGGUGAUCCUGGGAGCGUUGAAGGACAUGCCCGUUUCCGAGAUCACACUGCUUGGGUCAGAUGCAGUGGUGUAUUUUACUGAAGAGUCACGUGGUGUUAGAGUUCUAUUUCCCGCCCUUAGUGUCCGUAAGAUGCCAUGUGAGUGGGCAUGGACUUUGAAGGUUAUACUAAAAUAAUAAAUUUUUAGACGUGAUACACACUUUUACUGUACUUAAUUAUCCAUAUGCUGUCCUCAUAUUAAAGAGAUUUUUUGUGUAUUAUUAUAUAUGUUUUUAUACAGUAUAUAUGGUUAGUGUUCAACAAAUGUAUUUAGUUCCUCCAACAUACUGCUUUUAUUGUUCUUUGUAUUCACUAUGUAUAUCCAGUUUCUAUAAAUAAAUUAUUUUUUUUGUGAUGAAAUUCUGAUCCUGGUGGAUGUUUGGCAUAUAUUUUACUAAAUGUUUUAUCCUGCAAUAUUUUUGGCUUUUAUAUAUUGGUGAAAUUUGUUAUCUCACCAAUUAAUUGACUUUUAGUUUGGUGUAAUUUUGAUCCGCCAGUUUUUGAGUUUUGGUGACGUUUUGAUCCUACUGAACGGUUUUUAUAUUAGAGGAAUUUUUAUCUGACCAUGUGUUUUGCCUUUAUACGGGAUUUAUAAAUUGAUAAAAUAUUAAACCACUUUGGAAUAUUUCUUCUUGCCUAUAUAGGUUCACUGUCUUGAAAUAUACAUGAUAUUUAAAAGGAGGUAAGAAAACGUGAUCGAGCCCUCAUCAUGCUUUCGACCCAAGCUGAAAUAUCACUUAAUUUGUUAAUCCUACAAUGUGGUUUUAUGGUAUAUCCCGAAAAUUUGCCAUUUUACAUUAGAAAAUAAGCAUAGAAGUGUCACAUUGGCAGAGGUGUCUUAUUAUGUCACGACAUAAACUUUGAAAAACACAUCAAGCUCGUCAUAGUAAUAUAAACUCGCAGAAUAUAGCUGGUCAGUAAAAGGAUCUUUGCAGGGUAAAUAUACAUAUGAUGCAUAUGUACAUUUACAAGAAAGGUCUGUAUUACUAAAUUGUGUGGAUCUGUAAUAAUAAUGUUAGCUUGUUUAGUCAUAUCUCUUAUACUGAGGACAUGAGAUCUUGUACUGUACUCUUGAGAUUUGUGAUUUACGCCAACGAUGUCCAUUUCAUCUUUUAUUAUAAUGCAUGUUUGAUAUUUAAUUCUUUUUAAUCAUAAACGAUUUAACUAAAAGUACCUGUUUUUUAUACGGCCGUCGAAGACGGAACGUAUUAUGGUAUGGCGUCAUCCGUCUGUCUGUCUGGACCUUGUGGGCAAGAUACAGACUGCACCAUAAGCCCUAGGACUUUACAACUUGGUACAUUUGAUCACCAUGAUGAGAGGAAGAUGCCUAUUGUUUUUCAAGGUCAGAGGUCAAAGGUCAAGGUCAUAGUAUCACUUUUUAGGAAAACCUUGUGGGCAGGAUACAAACCGAACCGUAAGCUCCAGUAUAUUAUAACUUGGUAUAUUUGAUCACCAUGAUGAGAGGAAGAUGCCUAUUGUUUUUCAAGGUCAGAAGUCAAAGGUCAAGGUCGUAGUAUCACUUUUUAGGAAAACCUUGUGGGCAGGAUACAAACCGAACCGUAAGCUCCAGGAUAUUAUAACUUGGUAUAUUUGAUCAUCAUGAUGAGAGGAAGGUGCCUAUUGUUUUUCAAGGUCAGAGGUCAAGGUCGUAGUAUCACUUAUUAGGAAACCUUGUGGGCAGGAUACAAACCGAACUGUAAGCUCCUGGAUAUUAUAUCUUGGUAUAUAUGAUGAGAGGAAGAUGCCGAUUGUUUUUCAAGGUCAAAGGUCAAGGUCUUAGUAUCACUUUUUAGGAAAGCCUUGUGGGCAGGUAUACUGUACCUGUACUUAUACUUUAGCACUAACUGUUUCAAGCAAAGGUGUGUGGUAUAUUAGCAUAUUUAUGAAGUAGCGCAUUCUAAGGCUAUCCCUCUUUAUAUCUUGAUAUCCAUUUCUACAAGCAUAAUAAUGAAUUAGCUCACAGAGGACAGUGCUAACUUCACUAAAAUAUGAAUCCCACUAAAAUAUGUUUUCCUUGAGCAAAAUCUACGGGCGUAUUAUGCCACGUUGGCGUUGCUCUUGUUUUCUAGUUUUAAUAUCAAUUUUGUAUGUAUCUGUAAAAUUAUAUAGGAAAAGGUUUUUCUUAGAAAAUGAUUAGAAAACUAGGACAUAUAUGAAAUAAGCCUAUCUCAAACAUGUUGAUUCUCAAUAAUACUCAUGUUUUUAUGGUCUCGUUUUGGGUAGUUCUUAUUUGUAUGUAAAUUAACUGUGAUAUUUUCACGUUUUAAAAUAAUUAUAUGUUCUUGAUAUGUAUAUAUGUUAAACACAGGACCACAAUGUAAACUAGUUUGUAUAAUUUUCGCAAUCCUGUGUAAAUAAAAGAAAUUAUCAUUGUUAUUUUUUUUCCAAUUUUGAGAGAAAAUACUGAUUUAGAUAGAAAUUUUUAGGGAUGUCAACGAGUACUCAACUAUCGCUUGGUCAUACCGAUCAUUGACUACAUUUUUCAUAAUCGAGUACUCGUAAAAAUAGCUUUUUAGUAAUUUUCAUAAAUUCUUCAGUGUUUUUGUGAGUAAAAAUGAUAAAAAUUUGAUGGUCCAGGAAUGAAAACCGCUUUCUUGGCAUGCCACAGUGCCUUCAGAGAGAAAUUUUUCAUUGUCUGGAGAAUUGGUGACAAAACUUGGAAAAAGGCUCUUGUCCAAUAUUGUCGACCAAAUAAUUUUUUUUUUUUGGAUCAAGAAUAAUUCAAUCGUACAUUGGAAAGUCCUUGUAAAUCUGUUUAUGCCUAAUUAAGUGCAAUUUGAUUGCUGCUUGUACAACAUUUCAUUAUCAAAAUAAAAAUUACCAUUUAUUUAC
This is a messenger RNA of Ostrea edulis (European flat oyster), 3745 nucleotides long. RefSeq names its product plasma alpha-L-fucosidase-like. Bases 1 to 1050 code for a protein of 349 amino acids. Gene Ontology annotation, molecular function: alpha-L-fucosidase activity. The transcript has 8 exons. NCBI's taxonomy places the organism in Eukaryota, Metazoa, Mollusca, Bivalvia, Ostreida, Ostreidae. The record is from RefSeq and is a predicted model, not a curated record. Gene Ontology annotation, biological process: fucose metabolic process; glycoside catabolic process. Gene Ontology annotation, cellular component: lysosome.